AUGAUUUUAAAAUCUUUUAUACUAGGUAAUCCAGUAUCCUUAUGCAUGAAGAUAAUCAAUUCGGUCGUUGUGGUUGGACUCUAUUAUGGAUUUCUGACCACAUUUUCCAUAGGGCCCUCUUAUCUCUUCCUUCUCCGAGCUCGGGUUAUAGAAGAAGGAAUCGAGAAGAAAGUAUCAGCAACAACUGGUUUUAUUACGGGACAGCUCAUGAUGUUCAUAUCGAUCUAUUAUGCGCCUCUGCAUCUAGCAUUGGAUAGACCUCAUACAAUAACUGUCCUAGCUCUACCGUAUCUUUUGUUUCAUUUCUUCUGGAACAAUCACAAACACUUUUUUGAUUAUGGAUCUACUACCAGAAAUUCAAUGCGUAAUCUUAGCAUUCAAUGUGUAUUCCUGAAUAAUCUCAUUUUUCAAUUAUUCAACCAUUUCAUUUUACCAAGUUCAAUGUUAGUCAGAUUAGUCAACAUUUCUAUGUUUCGAUGCAACAACAAGAUAUUAUUUGUAACAAGUAGUUUUGUUGGUUGGUUAAUUGGUCACAUUUUAUUCAUGAAAUGGGUUGGAUUGGUAUUAGUCUGGAUACAGCAAAAUAAUUCUAUUAGAUUUAAUGUACUUAUUAGAUCUAAUAAGUACCUUGUGUCAGAAUUGAGAAAUUCUAUGGCUCGAAUCUUUAGUAUUCUCUUAUUUAUUACCUGUGUGUACUAUUUAGGCAGAGUACCGUCACCCAUUGUUACUAAGAAACUGAAAGAAACGGAAGAAAGGGGAGAAAGUGAGGAAGAAACAGAUGUAGAAAUAGAAACAACUUCCGAAACGAAGGGGACUAAACAGGAACAAGAGGAAUCCACCGAAGAAGAUCCUUCUCUUUCUCUUUUUUCGGAAGAAAAGGAGGAUCCGGACAAAAUAAAAAUGGAUGAAACGGAAGAGAUCCGAAUGAAUGGAAAGGAAAAAACAAAGGAUGAAUUCCACUUUAAAGAGACACGCUAUAAAAAUAGACCCAUUUAUGAAACUUCUUAUCUAGAUGGCAAUCAAGAAAAUUCGAAGUUAGAAAAGUUUAUUUCUUUAAAUGAAAUAAAAGAUAAAGAAAGAUUCUUGUUUGAAAAACCUCUUGUGACUAUUCUUUUCGACUCUAAACGAUGGAAUCGUCCAUUCCGAUAUAUAAAAAACGACCGAUUUCAAAAUGCUGUAAAAAAUGAAAUGUCACAAUCUUUUUUUCAUACAUGUAAAAGUGAUGGAAAAGAAAGGGUAUCCUUCACGUAUCCACCAAGUUUGUCAACUUUUCUGAAAAUGAUACAAAGAAAGAUAUCUUUGUUUACAAUACAAAAAAUCUCCUAUAAUGAAUUGUACAAUGAUUGGAGUUAUGCCAAUGAAGAAAAAAGGAACAACAUAAGCAAAAAAUUGAUACAUAGAUCAGAAACUUUAGAUACGGGAUUUCUUGCUCCGGAUGUACUCGAAAAAAGAAUUCUAUUGUCUAAUAAUAAUAAUGAGACUCAAAAAGAAUAUUUAACUAAAAUAUAUGAUCCUUUAUUGAACGGACCCUAUCGCGGCCAAAUCAAAAAAUUGUUUUUAUUCUCAAUCAGGAAGAAAUUUUUGGUAAAUAAAAUGCAUGGCAUACUUAUUAGUACCAAUUACACAGAAUUUGACCAGAAAGUGGAUUUAUUUGAUCGAAAAUCAUUAGGAAAAGAAAUGACUUAUUUACUAAGUAAGGUUGCAGUAAAAUCAACAUCAAAUUUUAAUUUGAAAGGAAUUUUUUUAUUUCCAUUUACUGAAAACAAACAAGUAAGAAUUGAUUCAGAAGAUCGAAUAAAAAUUUUAAAACUUUUAUUCGAUCAAGUUAUAACGGAUCCCAAGGAUGAAACAAUUAUACAAAAAGAUAUUCAUAUUGGAAUAAAUGAAAUCAGUAAAAAAGUCCCUCGAUGGUCAUACAAAUUAAUCGAUGAGUUGGAACAACAGGAAAGAGACAAGGAAGACCAUGUGGUAGAGGAUCAUGAAAUUCGUUCAAGAAAAGCCAAACGUGUCGUAAUUUUGACUGAUACUACGAAGAAUACCGAUACUUAUACUAAUACUAAUAACAAAGAUACUGAUAAUCCUGAUGAAACUGACGAGGUAGCUUUGAUCCGUUAUUCACAACAAUCGGAUUUUCGUCGAGAUAUAAUAAAGGGCUCUAUGCGAGCUCAAAGGCGUAAAACAGUUAUUGUGGAACUGUUUGAAGCAAAUGUACAUUCACCCUUUUUUUUGGAUAGACUGGGCACCCCCCCCCUUUUUUUUUUUGAUAUCCCCGAGCGGCUGAAAGGCAUUUUUCCAAAUUGGAUUUGGAAAAAAAAAAAAAUUAUAAUUUCGGAUUAUACAGAGGAAAAUAAAAAGGAAAGUGAGAAAACAGAGGAGGACAAAAGAGAAAAAUACAACAGAGAUGAGAAAACUCGUAUAGAAAUAGCAGAGGCCUGGGAUAGCCUUAUAGUUGCUCAAGUAAUAAGAGGUUCUUUAUUAGUAACACAAUCGAUUCUUAGAAAAUAUAUUCUAUUACCUUCAUUGAUAAUAGCUAAAAAUACUCUUCGUAUACUAUUAUUUCAAUUUCCCGAAUGGUCCGAGGAUUUAAAGGAUUGGAAUAAAGAAAUGCAUGUUAAAUGCACUUAUAACGGCGUUCAAUUAUCAGAAAAAGAAUUUCCGAAAAACUGGUUAACAGACGGUAUUCAGAUAAAGAUCCUAUUUCCUUUUCGUUUGAAACCUUGGCACAGAUCUAAGUUACGACCCCCUAAUAAAGAUCCAAUUAAAAAGGAAGGGAAAGGACAAAAAAACGAUUUUUGUUUUUUAACAGUUUGGGGAAUGGAAGCGGAACUGCCUUUUGGUUAUCCCCGAAAACGGCUUUCCUUUUUUGAACCCCUUUUAAAAGAACUCGAAAAAAAAAAUUUCAAAUUGAAACAAAAGUGCUUUCUAGUUCUAAAAGUUUUAAAAGAAAGAACAAAAAUUUUGCUAAAUGUAGCAAAAGAAACAAAAAAAUGGGUCAUCAAAGUCAUUAUAUUUCUAAAAAAAAUAAGAAAAGAAUUCUCAAAAAUAAAUCUAUUAUUAUUAUUUGGAUUGAAAAAAAUAGAAAUAUAUGAAUUGAGUGAAACUCAAAAAGAAAAAAAUUCAACAAUUCAUAAUCAAAUGAGUCACGAAUCGUCCAUAAAACUUCGAUAUAUGGAUUGGGAAACUUAUUCAUUGACAGAAAAAAAAAUGAAAGAUCUGAUGAAUAGAACAAACACAAUCAUAAAUAAAAUAAAAACAAUUAAAAAAGACAAGAGAAGAAGAUUUAUAACUCCAGAGAUAAAUAUUAACCCUAACAAAAUAAGUUAUGACGAGAAAGGAUUAGAAUCACCAAAAAAUAUUUGGCAGAUAUUAAAACGAAAAAAUAUUCGAUUACUUCGUAAAUCACAUUAUUUUGUAAAAUUAUUUAUUGAAAAGCUAUACAUGGAUAUCCUUCUAUGUAUCAUUAAUAUACCUAAAAUCAAUGCACAGCUCUUUCUUGAAUUAACAAAAAAAGUUAUUAAUAAAUACAUUUACAAUAAUGAAGCAAAUCGGGAAAGAAUUGAUAAAACAAAUCAAAGUAUAUUUAACUUUAGUUCGACUAUAAAAAAGUCACUUUGUAUUAUUAAAAAAAAUUCAAAGAUUUUUGGGGACUUAUCUUACUUGUCACAAGCAUAUGUAUUUUAUAAAUUAUCGCAAACCCCAGUCAAUAACCUAGAUAAGUUAAGAUCCGUCUUUAAAUAUUACGGAACCUCUUUUUUUCUUAAGAAUGAAAUAAGGGAGUAUUUUGUUGGAACGCAAGGAAUAUUUGAUUCUGAAUUCAGACAUAAAAAACCUCCAAAUUAUGGAAUUAAUGAAUGGAAAAACUGGCUAAAGGGUCAUUAUCAAUACGAUUUAUCUCAGAUUAAAUGGUCUAGAUUAGUAACACAAAAAUGGCGAACUAGGUUCAACCAUAUGACUAAAAAUAAAGAUCUCAAUAAAUGUGAGUCAUAUGAAUAUGAAAAAACCCAAUUUAUUCAUUACGAAAAAGCAAAAGAUUUUGAAAUAGAACCAUUACCAAAUCAAAAACAAUAUAAAUAUGAUCUUUUAUCGUAUAAAUCUAUUAAUUAUGAAAAUAAGAAAGAUUCGUAUAUUUAUGGAUUGCCAUUACAAGUAAAUAAUAACGAAGAGAUUUCUUAUAAUUACAAUACGCCUAAACGCAAAUUAUUUGAUAUGCUGGGAGGUAUCCUUAUCCAUAAUUCUCUCGUCGAAGAUGAUAGUCUAGAUAUAGAAAAAAAUUCAGAUAGAAAAUAUUUGGAUUGGAAAAUCCUCCAUUUUUGUCUUAGAAAGAAGAUCAAUAUUAAGGCCUGGGUCGAUAUUGAUAACGUUACCAACAGGAAUAAAAAUACUAAGACUGGGUUUAAUAAUUGUCAAAUAAUCGAUAAAAUUGAUAAGAAAGGCCUUUUUUAUCUGACGAUUCAUCAAGAUCAGAAAAUUAACCCAUCCAAUCAACAAGGUUUUUUCUUUGAUUGGAUGGGAAUGAAUGAAGAAAUACUAAGUCAUCCCAUAUCGAAUCUAGAGCUUUGGUUUUUCCCAGAAUUUGUGAUACUUUAUAAUACAUAUAAGAUUAAACCAUGGGUCAUACCAAUCAAAUUACUUUUUUUUAAUUUUAAUGUAAACGAAAAUGUUAAUAAACAGAAAAGCAUCACUGAAAAUAAAAAAAGUUUUACAUUAUCGAAUGAAAAAACUCUUGAAUUAGAAAAUAGAAAUCAAAUAGAAAAAGAAUUCGCGGACCAAGUGGAUCCUGAAGCGUCUCUCUCAAACCAAGAAAAAGAUGUUGAAGAAGAUUCUAGGGGAUUAGACAUAAAAAAACGUAGAAACAAAAAGCAAUACAAGACUAACACGGAAACAGAACUUGAGUUAUUCCUAAAAAGGUAUUUUCAUUUUCAAUUGAGAUGGGAUGAUUCUUUAAAUCAAAAAAUAAUCAAUAACAUCAAAGUAUAUUGUCUCCUGCUUAGACUGAGAAAUCCAAGAGAAAUUGCUAUAUCCGCUAUUCAAAGGGAAGAAAUGAGUCUGGAUAUUCUGAUGGUCCGGAAGGGUUUAACUUUUACAGAAUUGAUGAAAAAGGGAAUAUUGAUUAUCGAACCAGUCCGUCUGUCUGUAAAAACGGAUGGACAAUUUUUUAUAUAUCAAACCAUAGGUAUCUCAUUGGUUCAUAAGAGUAAGCAGCAGCAAAGUCAUCAAAGAUACCUAGAAAAAAGCCCGGCCUGUCUUCAUAAGAAUAAGAAGGAUUUUGAUGAAUCCAUUGCACUACAUAAAAAAAUGACUGGAAAUAGAGACAAAAAUAAUUAUGAUUUUAUUUUUCCUGAAAAAAUUUUAUCCCCAAGGCGUCGUAGAGAAUUGAGAAUUCGAAUUUGUUUCAAUUCGGGGAAUGGAAACGGUAUACAUAGAAAUACGGUAUUUUGCAAUGUAAAUAAGUUAAAAAAUUGCAAUUGCGAUCAAGUUUUGAAUAAAAGAAAAGAGCUUUAUAGAGAUAAAAAUAAACUAAUUAAAUUAAAGUUCUUUCUUUGGCCCAAUUAUCGAUUAGAAGAUUUAUCUUGUAUGAAUCGCUAUUGGUUUGAUACCAAUAAUGGUAGUCGUUUCAGUCUGAUAAGGAUUCAGAUAUAUCCGCUAUUGAAAAUUCAUUAA
Quercus robur (English oak) is the source of this 5661-nucleotide messenger RNA. The record is from the annotation of a RefSeq genome assembly. NCBI's taxonomy places the organism in Eukaryota, Viridiplantae, Streptophyta, Magnoliopsida, Fagales, Fagaceae.